AUGACAAAAACAAGUUUAGGAUGGAUUUUAUUUAUGUUUGCUGUUUUAUUACCGGUUAUCAAUGGGUUAAAUCUUAAAAGUAUUGAUGGUGGUUCAGAUUGUGCUAGUUGUACUGUUAUUGUUGGUCUUGUUGAAAAAUUAUCUAUUGUCUAUAAUGAAAGUGUUAUAAGUUCUCUUGAACGACUUUGUAAUGCUUUGCCAACUGAUUUAAGAGUUUAUUGUAGAGUAGCUGUUGAUUUUUUAGGACCACUUAUUAUUGAUGGUUUUAUGAAAGGAGAUAGUCCUGAUAUUAUUUGUCAUGCAUUAAAAUUCUGUACAGAUGAUCCUGGUCAAGCUAAAUGUCGUCUUUAUCCAUCAAAAUCUCCAAUUCUAUUUGCUCAACGUGUUUCAAAUCUUCGUCGACGACAUCCACAACCUUCCUAUGACUUAUCACAAUCAAAAAUUUGUCAAGUUCCUGGUAUUAAAGAAAUUUGUAAAAUUCUCGAAAAUGCCUUUAAUAAUCAUAUACCAUCGGUUGAUUUUGAUCAAGAUAAAUUUGGUACAGAAGCAACACUUCGUGGUAGUUCAUGGCGUGGAAAAGAUUGUAAUGAUUUUUCAUCAGCAGUUCAUCCGGGUGCUCAUGUUAUUGAUGGUGAUGGUAUUACAGAUCAUAAUUGUAAUGGUAUAUAUGGUAUGAAUUCAGCAAGUGGAAAACCUUGGGAAGAUGAAUUUUGUAAUGAAACACAACGUAUUGGUAUAGCCGUAUUAGGUGAUUCAAUAUCUGCUCAUUUUCAUAUUCCUGAACAAUGGUUAGAUGCUAGUUUAUUUUCACCAGAAGCAUUUGAACAUGCCAUGUUCAUUCUUGAAAAUGAACUUGAUUGGCCUCAACUAUCAGCAAUUACAGGUCAUAUAAAUGUUAGUUGGCCUAAUAUUGAAGGUCAUAUAAAUGUUAGUUGGCCAAAUAUUGAAGGUCCAACUCGUUCAUUAUAUGCACGUUUAUUUGAUCUUGAUCAUUGUAAUCAUCGUGAUUAUCAAAAUAUUGCAGUUAAUGGAGCUGAUAGUAAAUCUAUUCUUGACAUAGCUAAAACAUUAAGACGUAAUCCAAAAAAUGAUGCACCAUUACUUGUUAUUUAUUCAUUAGUUGGUAAUGAUGUUUGUAAUGGUCAUCCAAAUACUCUUGAUGAUAUGACAACUGUUGAAGAAAUGCAUGCAAAUGUAUUAAAUGGUUUAACUUAUCUUGAUACAAUAUUACCAAAAGGUAGUCAUGUACUUACAACUGGUUUAGCUAAUGGUAGUGUUUUAUAUCAAUUAUUACAUGAUCGUAUUCAUCCAUUUGGUCGUGUUGGUACACCAUUUACAUAUAAAGAUAUUUAUACAUAUUUAUCUUGUUUACAAAUUUCACCAUGUAAUGGUUGGUUAACAUCAAAUGAUACAUUACGUGCUUUAACAACACAACGAGCAGUUGAACUUUCAGAUGUAGUACGUAAUGUAACAUUUACUUAUUUAGCUCAAAAUUUUGAUGUUGCUUAUAUGGAUUUUCCAUUUGAGCAAGUAUUUCAAGCUUGGAUAGCACAAGGUGGUGAACCAUGGCAAUUACUGGAAAGUGUCGAUGGUUUUCAUACGAAUCAGUAUGGUAAUGCAGGUCUUUCUGAUGCUUAUUGGUCAUGGCUGCAAAAAAAUAAACCACAAUGGUUACCACCACUCAAUCCACAUAAUGCAGACAUUGAACGUGUUUUUAAAGAUCAAGGUGGAUAUUAA
Messenger RNA from Rotaria sp. Silwood2, 1737 nucleotides. The record is from the annotation of a GenBank genome assembly. Lineage: Eukaryota; Metazoa; Rotifera; Eurotatoria; Philodinida; Philodinidae.